CCAUGGUCGUCGCUAUGAACAGUGGUCGUCUGCAGCUAUGGAGGUACUCCUGUGCUUCAUCAUCGUCCUAGCAUGUAGCGCAAAGAGCUUCCACUACUCGCAAGCCCAACAACAGGUAUGUUCUUCGUCGACCGAUUGCCAAAAUGGGUCCCUUUGUUUCCCGGAGCCCAUGCUCGGCGGCAACCGUUCACUCCGGAACUCGUCCUGCUACCAAGCGAGCAAUCGAUCCGAGCCAUACCUUAGCGAUUCAGACGUUUGCCAGCCCAGUUCCAGCUUUGUUUUCAAUGACACCAUCGCUCCAGACUGCCCAAAUUGCUGCGUCCCAGGCCUGGCUUACAGGACUUUCACUUGCUCUCCAAUUUUUCAAGAGACCAACAAUGCCGUCUUAUAUGUCACAAGAUUCAAUCUCUCAAAUCCGGGUUCUCUCAGGUCGUGCACGUCCUUCGGGUGGGAUUUUGAUCUCAUGGCGGCGGUGGCCACUGGGUGGUAUAACCAAGACCGAAGCUUGUGCUCCACGAAUAUCCAAGUUUUAGCUCCAAAUGGACGAACUGUGGUGGCCAGAGUCGUGGCUCAAUGCUACUCCGGGGGAGGGUGUCUCGGCAAUUUUUCGUUCACGGAGCCCUGUGCUCCAAAUGCCGUGGCAGCGAACGAGCAAGUGUGGAGGCAGCUUGGGUAUGAUCCAGGCAUUGGAAUCGUAGAAAAUAUCACCUGGAGUAUCACUACUAACAGUAAUCCUCCACAAUUACCGUCUCCAAGACGCAUGAACCGCAAGCUGGGAUUAAUUGCUGGCAUAGUGGGUGCUGUGGUGGUGGUGUUGGUUAGUGUCGCAGCCUUCACAGCAACCAGGCGAUGGAGGAGAUCUCUUGAGAGGCGAAGAAAAGAUGAGCAAGCGCUCAUGGAUGGAAUGAGGCUCGAUAAGUUACUUCCACACCAGUUUAGCUAUCACGACUUGAGAGCAGCGACUGGAAACUUUGCUCCACAGUUCAUGCUCGGAGCUGGCGGAUUUGGAUCCGUCUUUAAGGGGGAGCUUGCAGAUGGAAGCCUGGUUGCUGUCAAGAAAAUGGAUGUAGAGAUAGAAGGCUCUACACAAGGACAGUCACAGUUUAAGGCCGAGGUGAUGUCCAUUGGAAGCAUCCAUCACUUCAACUUGGUAAGGCUCCGGGGAUUUUGCAUCCAGGGACCAGCUGCAUUGCUUGUCUACGAGUUUAUGCCCAAUGGCUCAUUGGACAAGUGGAUCUUCACCGAAUACAAUGAUGGCAAAGCUGGCGGAAUCCUGCUGGACUGGAACCAGAGACACUCAAUCGCGAUAGAUGUUGCUCGAGGACUCACGUAUCUCCAUGAGGGAUGCCGGGAGCAAGUUCUUCACCUGGACAUCAAGCCGCAAAACAUCCUCCUGGACGAGAACUUGCGAGCCAGGAUCUCCGACUUUGGCCUGAGCAAGCUCGCCGAGCGAGGAAAGAGUCAGGUGGUGACUGUCAUGCGAGGAACUCCCGGAUACAUGGCGCCCGAGUGGCUCCAUACCAAAGUCACGGACAAGACCGACGUCUACAGCUUUGGAAUUGUGCUGCUUGAGCUUGUAACCUCCAAGCGGGCCUUGGAAUUUCAUCCUUUGACAUCCUCCUCCUCCUCCUCCUCACAACCGACAGUGCACUUCCUUGGUACAGCCGCAUUGAGCAUGUUUUACAGUGGCAAAGUUGUGGAGCUCAUUGACGAGAAGCUCUUUGUCAAUAAUCUAAACGACGAUAUCGCCAGCAGCAGUGGCUUGGAUUUCAAGGAUGCCGAGAGAUACCUGAAGAUUGGAUUGUGGUGUAUCCAAGCCGAACCAGCAAUGCGACCCUCCAUGAGAAACGUAUUGGAUAUGCUCGACGGUAGCAUAGAUGUUCUUGAGUUGCCACCACCUUCAAGUGAUGGUAGUUCGAGAAACUUUAGCUUGCGACCACCUGAAUCCUCCUUCAGCUCCACCAGUUUGUAAUGUUACACCACUAUAUUGAAACUCUAAAACGUCCCACAAGAAAUAUCUCUGGAAAAGCAAUCAGCUUCAUUGUAAAUUAGUUGUGGAAACCAACUUAGUGUCAC
Molecule: messenger RNA, 2076 nt
Organism: Selaginella moellendorffii
Lineage: Eukaryota; Viridiplantae; Streptophyta; Lycopodiopsida; Selaginellales; Selaginellaceae
Product: G-type lectin S-receptor-like serine/threonine-protein kinase SD2-5
Exons: 1
Coding region: 38-1972 (644 amino acids)
Biological process (GO): protein phosphorylation
Molecular function (GO): protein kinase activity; ATP binding
Source: RefSeq, a predicted model, not a curated record